AUGUUGGAGAAUGUUGGCCCAAGAUGGCUAUCAACGAAUUUGGCUGCGCUAUAUUGGCGUGUGAAAGGAAACCCAAAGCAGGCAGCAUUUUGCCUGAUUGAGGCACUUCUGGAACCCAAUGCAUAUACUGACAUCGCUUUCGUCCAGCUGGCACAGGUUGUCCUCAAAGUUACCGGUCAAAGAGGAGAUCCUUCAAAACUAUUGCAUUUGGCGAGCAAUGCAGAUCCUCAGGGGCCGCUCGUCUACUGGCUUCGUGCCCGUCUUGCUCUCUUGUCGAGUGAUGUCGAUGAGGCGCUAAAGUUUCUCAAGUUAUUUCUAGACAGAGACCCGUUCAAUAUGGUCGUCGCCGAGGAUUUGCUGAAAGUCGCUUGCAGCGGCAAGUCAUCAAAGCUGGUUAUCUCGUCGCGUUUUCCAACAGUUUGCUGCUCACCUGUAGUGCAGAACGCUGUGUGUUUCAAGACGGAACACAAGCGCGGUGAGCAAUGUUAUGUAGUAGACACAGAAAGCGGCUCUGGCCGAUUGAUCUACAAUCGUUGCAAUGGGGUCUACACUGGAGCCAGUUAUCCAACAGCACCGUACGUAAAUAUAGUUUCGCCUUUCUUGCCGAUCUAUAGCACAGUUUCGAAGCGCGACGGGCCGCCGUUUACUGAAGACGAGAGCAGCGUCCAGACAAUCGACACUGAGGAGUUACCCCUCGAUUAUGGCGGCUCAGCAGCUUUCUUCGCCCCAAGGCCAGUAGAAUGGUGGACCUGUGCCAAGAACGAAAUGCGAUACGUAAUAGCGAGUGGAGAAAGUGACAUCGAUUCCUGGGAGGAGGAUGUAGAGAGUGAAUUAGCCGAAGCGCCACCGAAACCGCUGUCAUUCCUAUAAAUCAAGGACCGCAGAGAGAUGCUGUGCUACGAUGCCAAACUUCCAGAUAAAGAUCUCUAUUUCAAGCAGCAAGUAUUUUUUCGAUGUUAUAGACGCUACAUUUUUUCGCCCUUUUCCAUCAUUUUUCCUUUUGUAUUCAGUCAAUUGUUGCAUUUGUUUUUUUGAAAAAGCUUCAUUCACGCGAAGUUACCG
This is a messenger RNA of Cylicocyclus nassatus, 1062 nucleotides long. The record is from the annotation of a GenBank genome assembly. Lineage: Eukaryota; Metazoa; Nematoda; Chromadorea; Rhabditida; Strongylidae.